Molecule: messenger RNA, 1619 nt
Organism: Nicrophorus vespilloides
Lineage: Eukaryota; Metazoa; Arthropoda; Insecta; Coleoptera; Silphidae
Exons: 5
Coding region: 195-1193 (332 amino acids)
Biological process (GO): actin cytoskeleton organization
Cellular component (GO): plasma membrane
Source: RefSeq, a predicted model, not a curated record
CUCAGUUUCUUGCGGUCCGCAGCGCAGAUAGGGCACGGAUUUGGAUAGCUGUUUGUGCGCGAAAAGAGUAUUGCCUACAAAAAAAAUAUAAUACAGACUUCUUAGUCGGUUUAGCUGCGUACUCCCGUAAGCAAAAGGAGUCACGUUUAAAUUUUAAUUUAGAAUUUGAUUUGUGCAAAGACAGAAUCGAAGUAAUGUUGGUGCUCGAGGGUGGCGGAAGUGCGGGGAGCUGCACGGCAUCGGGGCGCUCCUCGGUCAACCCCAGCAUCCUAGACUCACCCACGCUCGCAAGAGUCGAACGUGCGAUGUUGAGGCACGACGAAGGAGUACGCAGGGACGGGGCUGCACUCCAAAGAGCAGCCUUCACACAGUCUUUAUUGCCUUCAAAUUAUGGAAAAGAUGCUUACAACGCUCUAAAGAAGGGAUUACUAUGGCAGCAACGUGAUAAGCUGUUCAGCAGAUGGAAGGAGCGUUACUUCAUCCUGACCAGGGACUACCUUCAUUGCUUCAGGCGCGCCUCCGGUAACGAUAGAAUUUCGGAGAUGGGCCAGUUUCUCUUCAAGGUGAAGCUGGUGGACGUGGAUCGCGUCGAAUGGGAGAACAAGAAGACUUACAGCACAGUUGCUCUGGUCUUGAUGGGACGAGAUGGGAAGAUUUAUUUGAGAGCCACCGAUGGACUUGAAGAUUGGUUUGAAAUGCUGGAGGAAUGCACGUACAAUUGUAAGGAGAGGAAGAGGGCCUUCAGAAGCUCAUGCGAUGAAAAACGGGAUAACAACAAUAUCAGAUGUCUGGAUGAUUGGCUCGCUGAUCGUCAAAAAAUCUCGUUGAGACGAUUGCCCACUGAUACGGUUAGCACCCAGCAAGAAGUCGUCAAGAAAAGGGAAUGGAUGGACCGGAGGGGAGACGAAUGGGAUUCCACUCUCAACAAUAGAUUAUCUCUGUUGACCGACAUUGACAUCAACGCUUACGAUGAUGACACCAUUGGAACGACUUCUGUGACUUCUUAUCGCAUGAAUGAAGACGUAUUGUGUAUUCAACCACCAUCAUUGAGGAAUAACAGCGCUUACAAGGGAUGCCAGUAUGGAAGACCCACGACCACUCAAGAUAUUCCACCGCAUAUGAUUAGAUUUAGAGAACGUUCCUAUAGCAACAUCGAGAAGUGUAACUGGCGUGCUCCAAGCAGCUUCAAAUAAAAGAAGCAAUUCGUCACGAUUGGACGAUGAAACUAGUCAAUCUCGAAGUCAUCCCACUGUAACCGAUAUCUCAAUAUACUAGCAACAAUAUGCGUUUCAUUUAGAAAACUAUCCAAAUAUUUUGCUUUACGAUAAUUGUAUUCAUGUUUGUCUGUUAAGUUUAUCCUAAAGCAGUAGCUACAACUAGAUCAUAAAUAUGUUCGUUUAAAUUUAUAUUAGUAUUAUAAAGUUCGAAUUUGUAUUUAUUUUAAUAUUGCUUCUGUUAAAUGUUAGUGUCAAAUUAUUGUCUUCUUUUUUGGUAGUAUCUAAAUUAGUAAUGCUGAUUAGGCGAAGUGCAUCAUUACUAUAGUAGAUCAUAUAAAUUACCAAAGAUAGGUAAAAUAUCGUAUUGCGAAAUGGUACGUUUAAAAUUAAUGUUAAUAUUUC